UCCAGCCCCCGAUUCCGAGGAAGUGUCUGGGACUCCCCUUCCACGCGGGGCAUCAGUUUUUCCAGACAGCUGAAAGUCGACGGCUGCCACGAUCCCAGUGAGUAAUCCUUGUGAAACCAGCGCCGGGGAAGUUGCCCAGCCAAACAAAUUCUGUCACCGUGGCUCUGUGCUCUGACGUGGUGCUGAACGUGCAGCACUAUAUAUAAAACCCAGGAAACGAUCCAAGGGAAGUGGCCCAUUUCAGCUCUGCUGCAGCCCAGGCACAGGGCACAGGGAUGCAGAAAACUAUUCCUGGCUGCUUCUUCCAGCAAAUGUAUUCUUCCCUAACUGGCAUUCUGAUGGAGAGAGACCACAUGAAAGACCUCAGGAGAUACCUGGCACUCAAAUACAUCCAGUACCUUGUCCUGUCUUCCUCCAACGCCCUCAGCACGCUGCUGGGCCUGCUGGGCAGUGCGUGCACCGUGAUCACCCUGCAGUCUGCCAGGGUUUCCUCCAAGUCCACCGCAGUGCUCAUCUCCAGCCUGGCAAAGGCAGACGUGCUGGUCGUGGUGAGCCUGGUUUUGGAGGUGGGUUCAUGGACCCUUGGAGCGGGUGCAUCGCCCGCAGCAGCUCUGGCGCGGAACCUCCUGACGGCGAACGCCCACAUCAGCUGCGUCCUGCUCAGCGCCGUGGCCCUGGAGGCCUACCUGAUCACCUUCCUCCCCACCCAGUCACGCCACCUACGGACCGUGAAGAACGCCAGGAGGGCAUCCAGGCUCAUCUGGGUCCUGGUGGCUGCAGAGUGCGCCCUGUUCCAGGUGGACGAUCUCCUGACGGCCAGCGGUGCCUCCGCUCCCGCCCAUGGCCCCUGGGCUCUCUUGUUUCCCCUCUCCAGCACGGCUGCUGCCCUCCUCAGGUCCCUCACUUACAUCCUGGGCGUUCUCUUGAGGAUUUUCAAUGUCUACAUCUACUACAAGAUAUUUUUCAGCAUGUCUAACAGGUCUAGGCUGAAAUCAAAGUAGAGCCUGUUCGCGGGGGAAGCGGCGCCGUGACACCCAACAGAAGGUGCUUCAAACCAGUUCCAAACCAUUGGUUUGGAAACUGUUCAAUAAGCAGGACCAAGGCUCGUGUUUGGGCUCCCCAGGGGGUUUAAACCCUCCUGUUUGCUGGUGCUGUGGUCAUGGAGAGGAGCUGGGGCUGAGGAGCCCCUUGGCACUGAGACACCACCACCAGCUGUGCCUUUGGUUGGGCUUUAUCCACCAUGCAGGUGGAACAAAUGACAUUUCAGGGAGGGUUGUAAAGCAACCCCACUGUCUUCUAUAUCAAAAGGGUGCUUGGAGGAUUACUCAGGGAUCUGUUGAGCCAAUAUGUAGUUGUUUACUGAAGACAUGAUCUAAAUAUCUCUGACCCAGGUGACCCACCAGACUCACGGAUGGAAAGUCAAGGUGAGCACUGAGCAGGGUCAGUUGGGCACUGAACAGGCUCCCCAGGGCAGUGGGCACAGCCCCAAGGCUGC
This is a messenger RNA of Empidonax traillii (willow flycatcher), 1495 nucleotides long. Its product is annotated as C-X-C chemokine receptor type 3-like. The coding region runs from base 276 to 1001 and encodes 241 amino acids. Gene Ontology annotation, cellular component: membrane. The transcript has 2 exons. Gene Ontology annotation, biological process: neuropeptide signaling pathway. Lineage: Eukaryota; Metazoa; Chordata; Aves; Passeriformes; Tyrannidae. Gene Ontology annotation, molecular function: G protein-coupled peptide receptor activity. The record is from RefSeq and is a predicted model, not a curated record.